AUGGAACUAGAGAGCUGGAGAGUGUGGUGGGGUGGGGGCACAGAGUCUAAAUUUCUGCCUUUAUACAAGAUCAUAAAUAAAUGAUUUGAAACAAAAGGUGUUGUUAAUCAAAAAGAUCAUCUAGGAAUGAUCUCUUCAGAUUUUUAACUCAGUGUAAGUUUGUUUAAUUACCCUGAAGAGGCCAUAGUUUAAAUUCUGGAGGUUACAAAAAUGCAUGCCAGGAAGUUCCAGGCUUCCAAGGGACCUUUCUUAAAUUCCUCUUUAUUCGUCUUUUUUCCUCUAUUAAAUAGCUUUAAAAUCCACCAACUACUCAUUGUCUCCUCAAGAAUAACAUCUUUAAAAGUCUGGUUUUAAUUACUGCCAAAUCUGAGUGUCUGUUUAUUAAUUUUUUUGUCAUAUUACUGAGAACUUGUCUUUGACCUCAUAGCUGUUUCCUAGCAACCCUCAUCAGCAUAAGGAAUCAGUGAGCCCCUCUGCUCUGUGGGGCAAAGGGAGCAGGCCCAGAGGCAGCAGCUUGCAUCCUUUGGCCCAGCCCAAGUCUUCAGUACCCUGAGACAGAGGAGAACCUUCAGCUUGGAACGGUGCUACUUUUGACAGCCUCUCUUGCUCAUCUGAUAGGGCGUCUUGGCCCUUGCCUUCAUGAAUUUUCUUUCUUUUUAAAAAUUCCUUAUACCCGACCAAUGUGUCACACUUCAUAGAGUGUUUUCACGUGCCCUGCAUCAUUUGAUGGUCAAAAGUGAUCUCCCUGAAAUAGGUGGGGAAGGCUUUAUUUAUGGAGGAGGAAACAAUUAGAAAUUCAGAAAGGGUAAGUCACUUGCCUCCCAGUCCAGAGUUCUUGAUCCUUUUUAUAUAGAAUCUUUAGGAGCACUCAUAGUAAAUAAUUCAAGGUAUUGAACUGGAACUUAAUUUGCUUAACCAUCUGUUCUUUUUAGACUUUGGUAUAUAUUUUUUUUUUUAUUUGAUCAGAUUCAACUUGGGAAUCCUGAAAUCUUUAAUUAUCCCACAUGGAAGGGGAGUGAAAGGGUAGGAGAAUGUAACUUCAUUUGGAAAUUCACUUGUCCAUCUGUGGGGAUUUUUUGUUUUUUGGAGUGCUGGGGAUUGAACCCAGGGCCUCAUACAUGCUAGGAGAGUAUCCUACCACUGAGCCAAUCUCCAGCCCUCCAUCUGUGUCUUUUCAAGAGGUGGAUUUAAAUCUAUUAAGAGGAUAUGAAAGGAACAGAGACUGGUAAGGUGGUCAUUAACAAGCAUAGAUAGUAAAGCAGCAGCAUCAUUGUGAUUGUUUUUUGUUGUUUUUUCUGCCUUGGGACCUCACUUGUGAGUAAGGACUGAGAUUUUGUGUAUUUGGUUGCAUUGUUUAGUUGACAGUGCAUGCAUCAUAUAUCUCUUGACUUUGAAGGACAUCCCAUGUUGAAGGAAUUCAUUUAUGAUGCAGAGAGAAUUCAACUGGAAUACCCAGAGGGCUCUGGCUAAGGGUGGUGAAAUGCCUGUGGAGACAUGAAGACUUCAGCCACUGGUUUCAUCCUCACAAGUCUGGCGUUGACUGUCUACUCGCCAUUGGUGGUGUCUUCACCUAAAACACUGGCCAUCCCUGAAAAGCUUCAGAAAGCUGUAGGGAAAGUUAUUGUCAAUGCUACAACCUGUACUGUGACUUGCGGCCUUGGCUAUAAAGAGGAGACCAUCUGUGAGGUGGGCCCUGAUGGAGUGAGGAGGAAGUGUCAGUCUCAGCGCUUGGAAUGUCUGACCAACUGGAUCUGUGGGAUGCUGCAUUUCACCGUCCUCGAUGGGCAGGAGUUUGAGCUUAGCUGUCUGAGUUCAGACAUCCUGGAGAUUGGACGGAAAGCUUUCCGCUUCACCUGGAGAUUGGCACGGGGUAUCAUUUCCACUGACGAUGAGCUCUUCAGACCCUUCAGAGCUGAAUCCUAUUUUUUGAGGUUUAAACCUGUCCAGGAGUAUGAUUCUGGGACAUACCGCUGUGAUGUGCAGCUGCUAAAAAACUUGAGGUUUGUGAAGAGGCUCUAUUUUGGGCUGAGGGUCCUUCCUCCAAAGUUGGUGAACUUGAAUUUCUCUCAAUCUCUUACCGAGGAACAGAAGUUAGUAGAUGAGGGCUUGGAGGUUAAUCUGGACAACCAUUCCAAGCCUUUCCGGCCAAAGUGGCAAAAGAAGGUGACAUUGGCCUUGGGAAUAGGAAUUACUGGUGGAGUGGUUGGUGGUAUUUUGGUGAGCAUUGUCCUCUGCGGUAUGUGGAGGGGGACUGAUGGCACUUGGAGCCACAAGAGCUUACAAGCCUUGCUCCCAAGGGACUGCCACCCAGAAACCCAGGCUAGCUCUUCAGGGAAUGCUCUGGGUGUCAGGUAGUGAAUCAGCUAGGAGGGAGGCUCCCGCUGCCAAAAGGUUGGGUGAGGGGUGUGGAAGGAGCAGCUUCUUGCUAGCUGUGGGCAACCAUCACCAGCUGCUUUGUGUCCCACGUGGGUCUCUGCUCCACAUCUCCCUGGCUCUAAGUUCUCAGGAGACUGCAGGCAACCUCCUGUUCCUGGGAAGAGUUCUGUCUUCCAAACUUGCAUUCUCUAACCUCUGUGCUUUCCCAUCUCCAUCUCCCCUCUCUUGAGCAGCAUACUCAUAGUGAAAACAUUUUUUCCUCUUCAAUAAAAGUAAUUUAUAUGGAAA
This is a messenger RNA of Marmota flaviventris (yellow-bellied marmot), 2664 nucleotides long. RefSeq names its product transmembrane protein 81 (gene Tmem81). Lineage: Eukaryota; Metazoa; Chordata; Mammalia; Rodentia; Sciuridae. The record is from RefSeq and is a predicted model, not a curated record.